Mucor mucedo is the source of this 1388-nucleotide messenger RNA. RefSeq names its product transmembrane amino acid transporter protein-domain-containing protein. The coding region runs from base 4 to 1329 and encodes 441 amino acids. Gene Ontology annotation, cellular component: vacuolar membrane. The transcript is spliced from 5 exons. The record is from RefSeq and is a predicted model, not a curated record. NCBI's taxonomy places the organism in Eukaryota, Fungi, Mucoromycota, Mucoromycetes, Mucorales, Mucoraceae. Gene Ontology annotation, molecular function: amino acid transmembrane transporter activity. Gene Ontology annotation, biological process: amino acid transmembrane transport.
AAAAUGGAAUUACAUAAAAUGAAGAAUGAGAAAUCAUUCUCCACCGAACCAUCUUUAGACGAGAUUACGGACAAUGUCGUUGGCGAGGUCGAUCAUGAUAUUAUCGGUUUUAGUCAUGGUGUAGACAAUUCCGAAGGCGGCUCGUCUUUCCUUGCUUAUUUCAAUGUCGUCUGUGUUGUAGCAGGCACAGGUGCACUUGGUUUACCUUUUGCCCUUAAACAGGGUGGCUGGAUUGGUCUAUUUAUUCUUGGAUUGAGUUGGUGCUUUUCAAUCUAUUCUGGUAUUAUCUUGAUUCGCUGUUUGUAUCACAAUGGAAGAACCCGUUUGUCAUCUUAUCAAGAAGUGGCCGAGAGCGCUUUUGGACCUAUUGGCGGCUGGGUGUCAUUCUUUUUUACCGCAGUGACUUUAAUUGGUGUUCCAGUACUGUAUAUUCUUUUGGCUGGUCAAAACUUACAUAAGGUUUGCAUAGGUACUGCUGGUGAAUUGACUUUUACAAUUUGGGUUAUUAUUUGCGCCGCUAUAGUCGCUGUUCCUUUCGUCUUAUUCAAAUCAAUGAAGGAAGUCGGCUUUCUUAGUGCUUUCGGUAUGCUUGCCACUGUUAUCGUUGUAUUUAUUGUUUUGGUAGCUGCCUUAAAGGACAAGCCUUAUGUAACCGAUGUGCAUCAUGUUUCUGUUAUUUGGGAUCAAUUCCCAAUUGCGCUUAGUUCGAUCGUAUUUAGUUUUGGUGGUAACCCUGUUUAUGCUCAUGUUGAAGCAGGCAUGAAACACCCACAAAACUGGAACAAGGUUGUGGCAGCUGGUUUAAGUACUUGUGUAGCACUUUAUUUCUUGACUGCUAUUCCUGGUUAUUAUGUUUACGGUGAUAAAACUUUGUCCCCAAUUUACGACAAUAUUCCUGAAGGUGCCGCUAAGCUUGCUUCUACCAUCAUCAUUACGAUCCAUGUUUUGAUGGCUUGCCCUAUUUUGAUGACUUCUUUUGCCCUCGAUUUAGAAAAGCUCUGUGGUAUUUCUUCCUUUAACCAUUCUCGUGUUGUGGAGACACUUUUACGUUUUACCCUCCGCCUCGUCAUGGUGGUUGUAAUUGCUGUCAUUGCCAUCUAUGUCCCCUUUUUUGGUGAUUUUAUGUCUUUAUUGGGUGCAUUCUCUAAUUGUGCGCUUAUUUUAAUCUUCCCUGUUAUGUUUUAUUUGAAACUGACAGGCUUCCGUAACAAGCACUGGGCUGAAUUAAUCCUUUGCUUCUUCGUCGUCUUGUUAGGUAUUGUUGGUUUAAUCUUUGGUACGAUUUCUGCUGUCAAAGCCUUAAAGUCUGAUUUUGAGAAUACCGCUUAAUCAUUUGUAUAUUAUUUGUUAUUAUUAGAAAUAAAAUUAUUACUCCUUAAAACAUUAAA